AUGAACCAUGAAAGCAAAGCAAAUUCAACAAUCACAAUUAAGGGUAUUCUGAGUCUUCUAAUGGAAAGUCUUGAUGAGAAUAAUAGCAAGAGAGUUAUUUCUCUUGGAAUGGGUGACCCAACUCUCUCCACGUGUUUCCCCAACACUAAGGUUGCUGAAGAAGCUGUUGCAGAUGCACUUCAUUCUGCCAAGUUUCAUGGAUAUGCUCCCACUCCUGGUCUUCUCCAGGCCAGAAGAGCAAUUGCCAAAUAUCUAUCAGAUGACCUCCCUUACGAGCUAUCAUCUGAUGAUGUUUUUAUAACAUGUGGAUGCACACAAGCCAUUGAUGUUUCGUUUACGUUGCUUGCUCGCCCGGCUGCAAAUAUUUUGCUACCAAGACCCGGCUUCCCAAUCUAUGAACUUAGUGCUGCAUUUAGACAAGUUGAAGUGAGACAUUAUGAUCUGUUGCCUGAAAAAGGUUGGGAGGUUGAUUUAGAUGCUAUUGAAGCCCUCGCAGAUCGGAACACGGUCGCAAUAGUGAUUAUAAACCCCGGGAACCCUUGUGGAAAUGUAUAUACUUAUCAUCACUUGGAGAAGGUUUAUUGCAAAAACAGCAAAAUGCUUGGAACAAUUGUGAUCGCUGAUGAAGUUUAUGGUCACCUUGCAUUUGGGGAUAAUCCUUUUGUGCCUAUGGGAGUUUUUGGGUCUAUUGUUCCUGUUCUAACUCUUGGAUCAUUGUCUAAGAGAUGGAUAGUACCUGGAUGGAGACUUGGUUGGUUUGUCACAAAUGAUCCAUCUGGUACUUUCAGAAAACCAAAGGUAGUAGAGCGCAUCAAAAAGUACUUUGAUCUAUUGGGAGGCCCAGCUACUUUCAUCCAGGCAGCAGUACCCUCGCAUAAUUACACAGACAGAAGAGAGAUGGAAGACAUUCCAUGCAUUUCUUUCCCUUGCAAACCACAAGGAUCCAUGGCUAUGAUGGCGGAACUAAACCUUUCGCUUCUGGAAGAUAUUAGUGAUGAUAUUGAUUUCUGUUUCAAACUUGCAAAGGAGGAAUCUGUUAUCAUUCUUCCAGGAACUGCAAGACACGCAAGAGAGCAGUAA
Molecule: messenger RNA, 1080 nt
Organism: Vicia faba (fava bean)
Lineage: Eukaryota; Viridiplantae; Streptophyta; Magnoliopsida; Fabales; Fabaceae
Source: the annotation of a GenBank genome assembly